AAGUCAUGGCUAGUCCUGAUGAGGAGCAGAUAGCGAUAGUCGGGCUGUGGUGCCGGUUUCCACGCGCUGACGGACCACAAGACUUCUGGAGAGUCCUUGUAGACGGAGAGGAUUGUGUACAGGAGAUCCCACCAGACCGCGGAAUCCAGGAGACCUCGUACGGUACUGACGGGAACACUCCAGGAAAUAUGUCCGCGGAGAGGGCGGGGCUUGUGGAAGGGUACAAGGAGUUUGACCCCAGCCUGUUCGGACUGACGGAGGAGGAGGUAUCCCGGAUGGACCCCCCGCAGCACCUGAUGCUGGAGUGUUCGUACAAGGCGUUUGAAAAUGCCGGCAUCACGAUGGACGAACUGGACGGCAGCGACACCGGUGUUUUUGUUGGGGCGACACCAUGCGGUCACAUAUCAGAAGAUGACGUAGACCCGUCCCAGGUAACGGGAAACUCCGUCCCGGGCGCGGCCACGUCUCUCCUGGCGGCACGGCUGUCCUACACCUUCAACCUGACCGGCCCGGCCCUCACCGUAGACACCGCCUGCUCGUCGGGACUGUACGCCGUGCAUCUCGGCUGUCAGGCCAUCAGGGCAGGUGACUGUUUCAUGGCGAUCUGUGGAGGUGUGAGUUUCAUUCGUCAAAGCAGCAUGUUGGAGUCACCGUCCUGGGCAGGCAUGGGUAGACCUCCUCCCGAUGGACGAUGUAAGCCCUUCUCGGCGGCAGCUGACGGAUACGCCCGGGGGGAGGGCUGUGGGGUCGUCGUGCUGAAAAAGCUAGACUGGGCUUUAGAACACAGAGACCACAUCUGGGCCGUCAUCCGAACGGGAGUGAACCAAGAUGGCCGCACCGCCAUCCCCAUCACCGCCCCAUCACAAUCCCAGCAGGAGGAAUUACUCCGCCGCGUUUACGAACACUACAAAAUAGAUCCCCAAGACAUCGACUACGUCGAGGCUCAUGGUACAGGCAGUCCAGACGGGGACACGGUGGAAGCGAACAGCCUGGGCAACACCAUAGGCAAGGCCAGAAAACCUGGCGAUCCUCCAGUGUUAGUAGGUUCAGUCAAAAGUAACAUUGGGCACCUGGGGUCAGCAGCCGCCAUGGCGGGAAUCAUCAAGGUUCUCUUGAUGAUGAAGCAUGAGAAAGUCGUGCCAACCUUGCACUUCAACAAACCGAACCCAAACAUUGAUUUUGACCGCCUGCAUAUGUCCGUGGCGACGGAGGUACUGGACUGGCCACUGCGAGGCAAGGACAGAAGGCUAGCCUGCGUUAACUCCCUUGGAUUAAGCGGUUCAAACGCCCAUGCCAUCUUAGAGCAGAUCCCUAGGAGCGACAAUGAAUCUGAGGAAGAGGAAACAAAGUGCGCUAUUGUGGCCUUAUCGGCAAGGACGAGGGAAUCUCUGAAAUUGGUAGCGGAGGAUCUUAUCGGCUACUUGCGACUCCACCCUGCAAUAUCAGUACAAAGACUUGCCUACACAUCAACAAUGAGAAGAACCCACCACAACUACAGACUAGCAGUAUCAGGUAGCUCUGUUGAGGAGAUAGAGCAGUCCUUGACAAAGGCGCUCAAUAACAUUGAAGAGAUACAAUCUACCAAGACCGCAAGACGAACGUCAAUAACCAGUGAUGAUUUUGAAUCUAACAAGCGGGUCAUAUUUGUGUUCGGUGGACAGGGAACUUUGUGGGAGGGUGUUUGUCUGGACCUGAUGGACAAAGAGCCAGUCUUCAGAGCAAAGCUGACGGAAAUAGAUUCCCUGUUUAGUCAGUACGUGGACUGGUCCUUGCUCAAGAAUUUGUCGGAAAGAGAAGAUUUCAAAGUACCGCUUGUAGCCCAGGCCCUGAUUUUUGCCACUCAGGUGGCGCAGUUUGCGCUAUGGCAGUCGUGGGGCGUCACGCCGGACGCCAUUCUCGGCCAGUCGGUGGGAGAAGUAGCCGCGGCGCAUUGCUCGGGAGCCCUGUCGUUAUCAGAAGCCGUGCGUGUCAUCUAUCACCGAGGACGCCUACAGAAUGAAACCGCGGCUGGGAAGAUGCUCGUCGUCGGUAACCUCCCGAUCGCGGAGGCGGAGGAGCUGUGCAGGGGCGUGUCGGCAGAACUCAUCGUGGCUGCCGAGAACAGCGCCACCUGCUGUGUGCUGACGGGGAGCAGGGACGCUGUAAACGGCAUACAUGAGCGGUUGAAGUCGAUGAAUGAAGACAGUCUGGCUGCCGGGCAGCUUUUUUUGAGAGAGGUUCAGGGAGUUCACUUUGCUUACCACAGUCCCCACAUGGACCCCAUCCGCGAAGAGUUGCAGAAGUCGUUGGCCGACCUGACAGGACAACCGCCGACCGUGGAGCUGUAUUCCACCGUGACGGGAGAGAGAGCCACGACAGCAGACUUUGUGACUGGAGACUACUGGAGCAGACACGUGAGGCAGCGUGUGAUGUUCAGAAGUGCGAUGUCAGCAGCCCUACGCCCGGAAAAACACAACGUCGUGGUGGGAAUCGGGCCGAAAGCGCCGAAUAGAAACUACAUCAAGCAAACUGCAUCGGAUAUGACGCUAACCUACGUUGCGUCCGUAAAGCCGAAUCAAGAAUACCAGGCGAUGUUGCAAGGUCUCUGUGAUCUAUACCAGGUCGGUUUAGAACCAAAAUGGGAGUCCUUGUUUCAAGGACAAAAGUACACUUCAUGCCAGGUGCCACGAUAUCAGUUUUCUCGAAAGCUACUCUGGUCUGAGACGGAUACGACUCUUGCCCGACGAAACAGUCUUGGAGUUUUAGCAGGCUCCGGGUACCCUUUCCUCACCAGGGUUUCUACAAAUCCACCAAGGUACGACUUCCCUAUAAGCAAGCAGAACAUGCCGUAUCUUUACGACCAUGUUAUGGACGACGCCGUUGUCGUUCUGGCUGCUCAGUACUGUGAUCUGGGGCUUGCUGCGUGCAUGGACGCGAUCUCCCCGCGACAACCGAUCUCCAACUGUAGGACAAGCGUGAUGUUCCUCGAGCCAGUUACCAUCAGACGCCAUGAGGACACACCCGUCAUUACAGUCACUGUCAGUCACGACGAAGAUGACGGAAAAAUUCAUUUUGAACAGCGCACGGACCAAACUCUACACGCCACGGGCACUGUCGCCUACGGGAACCGGCAGCAACCUACCGUAAGCAGGCUUGACAUAGAAGAUGUGCGAUACCGCUGCCAUGACACCAUAUCUAGCGAUGACCUGUAUGAAGUGAUACAGACAACUGGCUUGAAAUACGGACCUACACUCCGCAGCCUAACGGAAUGUUGCUAUGGAGAUGGGACGCAUGGCAAGGAAGUCAUGGCCCUCAUUGUUCUCCACGACACCGUGGCAGCAGAGAUGCACAACUACUGCAUACACCCUGCUGUUCUCGACUCCCUGAUACAGGCAAAUUUCCUGCUUGCACUAGAUGUUCUACGUCAAGCAAACGGUAGACGUCUGAAAUUUCUCCCCGUCUCCAUCGAAAGUCUUGUUGUUGUCAAACCUGUUGAGGAACGCAUGUGGGCGUACGUGAAGCAGACUCGCGCCGCGCCAGGGACAGUUCGAUCGAACGGCGUUCUGGCGGGGAUAGACGGGCAGGUCAUCCUCGAACUGAGAGGACUGGCCGUCGGGAUACGGGCGGACCCGGGCGGUACGGGCAGUUUUGAGGACCUGGUCUACACGACAACAUGGACGGCCGCUCAGUCUCAGUGGGUAGGAGAGGUUGACCCACAGCUCGUCGAUGAAUUCUGCCAGUUGAGGUGUCUGGUGCUCCAGGAUGACUGCGGGAUUUCCAACCAACUGGAGCCUUUCAUCAGCCCCGAUUCUGUCUUCAUCUCCCUGGGGGACUUGAAGAGGACAGACUACCGGAACGACGAACGCGCGUUACCAAAGCUGCUGCAAGAAAUGGAUGUGAACUUUGACUUUGACUUCGUUCUGCACUGCUGUGGCAUGUCUCGACUGAAUCCAGAAACCUUGGACACGGAAACGCUCGAUGCCCGCGUAGAAUUAGCGUGUGCAAGUCUUCGACAGGUGAUGAAGAUGCUAGCGACAAACAGCAGCAUGAUCCCUGUUAAAGUCGUCACGCGCAAUGUCCAGUUCUCCAUGUGGCAAGAGUCGUUGGGAAGUGACGUCGACAGCGCCUGGCAUGGUCUGAUCGAUCUCGUCGGAGCGCCCCUGUGGGGUUUGAUCCGCUGCGCUAUCAGGGAGGGGGCUUACCCGUCACUGCAGCUUGUCGACUUGUCUUCCGGCGACAACUUCGAGAUAUACACGCUUCUUCACGAGCUUGUCACAAACGAGUUGGAAAGCUCCACCGAAAUCAUGUGCGUCGAAAGCACGAAGUAUUUCCUGGAGAUUGUCCCGUCCCCGCUACGCGGCGAGUCUACCUCGUACCGGAUCAACAGCGCUGAAGAGGGAUGCAGGCUGAAGAUUCAGACCACAGACCCCACAACACCCGUGAAUAUCCACGCAGUCUACAACAACCAGCGUGUAGAAUCACGAGCCGGGCAUGUCAGCAUCAAGGUACACAGGUGUCACGUUCAGCCAGAGAACAUGUAUGCAGUUACCGGUGAAGCUCAAAUCGGGCAUGUGAUCCACUGGCCAUUUGACGCCGAUCGUGGGUGGGACCUCCUCAGCCUGGACUUUGUAGGAACCGUAGUGCGGGUACCCUCAAAGGGCAAGCUUCGUGUCGGUGACCGCGUGGCCGGUGUGUACCCUGCGGUAGCUUCAUCUGUCGUCUCCCUUCCCGCGUCAGUCGUCCACAAGCUGUCCGAUCUCCCACUUUUGCAGAACCAGCCCUGCUUGUCGUAUUUUGUUCUGGCCUGGGAAAUUCUGGUACGCCUGCUGAACAUCAAGCCCAAACAGAACGUCUGGUUGAUAGAAGAAACCACAGGCACGUCUUCACCUGCGGCAAAAGUCAUUGAAGCCGUAGCGCGGGGUUUAAAAGCUACCUGUUACAUGGUACAAAAGGCGAACAGUCUGCCAAGUGCCAUGAUGGACACAGUUGUUGUGUUCGGAGGGCUACAAACGCCCCUUAGAUCCCAGCUUGCAGACGUGGUGGCUAAGAAUGGAAAAGUCGUCUACCUGAGCUGCCAUACUUCAAAUAAGAACCAACAAAUCAGUGCUUCCCUCAGAAUCAGGCCAGAUGUACGAGUUUUGAGGGUCGACACAAGCACAGUGUUCCACGAGACAAAUUUAAACAGGAUCAUGCCGAAGGUGUUUAAAUGGAUAUCGUUGCUGUCUCCAAAGAAGAUAAGCAUGGAUCUUCCCUUUACGGAAAUCCCCUUGUCCUCGUCCCCUCACACAGCAGAUCGUCAUGAUGCGGAAACAAAGAGUAGGACAGAGAUCGGCAUGGUCUGUUUCAGUACACAGUCUGAUGAUGAAGUACAGGGCACUCCCGUCAUCUGUAGGAGAAACGCGCUCUUCAGGCGUGACGCUGUCUACGUAAUCGUCGGCGGUCUGAGCGGCCUGGGUUUCCUCACCGUGAAGUUCCUUGCCGAAAGAGGUGCGGGGAACAUCGUCACUGUGUCCGGCAGUCAACCCAAGGCGGACACCGUGGCGGAACUCAGGAGCGUCGGAGAAAAGCACGGAGCAAAAAUCGUAUGCCUCACAGCUGACGUCACAUCUUACAGCAGCGUCGCCGCUGCAUUGGGCAAGCUCAGGGACUACCUUCCCGGCAUGCCUCUCAAGGGCGUUUUCAACUGUGCUGUCGUAAUCAGCGACGGGAUUCUGAUCAACCAGAGUCACGCUCAGUUCAAAAAGGGAAUGGAUGCCAAAGUGUUGGGCGCCUGGAACCUGCAUCUAGCCACAAGACAUCUCAACCUCGAUUAUUUCGUGUGCUACUCGUCCAUGUCCUCGGUGUUUGGAAGCGGUGGACAGACAAGCUACGGGGCGGCUAACGCUUUCCUAGACGGCUUCGCCUGCCUCCGUCGCCAGAUGAAAAUGGCCGGUCAGACCAUCAACUGGGGUGCCUUGCAGUUGGAGGUUGAAGAGAGCAACAGAAUGUUUGCUAAAACCUUGGAGAAAAGGGGAAUCCGAGCUUUGCACAAAGACAAAAUUUCAGAGUGUCUGGAAUCUUGUCUUGUUCUCAACCCCGUCCAAAUGAUAGCUGUGGACCUAGACCGGUACCGUUUCGCGUCCGCGCUGAAAGGGUUUCCGGAUUUUAAAAGGGUGCGAACGCUUCUAGGGGACACUGAUGAGGGAAUUCCAGAUGACGUAACGUUGACCGCACCUGUAGAUCUCGACAACCUGGGACAAAUGGAGGAAGAAGACAGACGGAAGGCAAUUGACUCCUUGACUCGAAAAGUGUUUGAUAAACUUCUGAACACGGAAGACGAAGCCGGACACAUCAUUCACAGUUCAGUGGUCGACAUGGGCAUGGACUCGCUACUGGCACUCACCGCGCAGAACAUCUUUAAGACCAAGUUUCACGUGGACGUUCCAAGGAUCUCUCUGCUGGGCAAGAAGUCAACCAUACAGUCUAUCAACGACCUGGUCUUCGAACAGCUCAAUAAAAGAAUCGGCGAGAGGCAGGCGGUUCCAGUGUCCGAGAACGACGCGGAGGCCCACAGCAGUGUCGAUGGGAGACAUCACGAGGGCCAAUAGAGGAAGUUCUACCUUGACCUUGGAAACGGCCAAAAGAGCAACUUGCUACAAAACGACGAAAAUGGCCGGAAAUAGGACUGAGAAACCGAGUGGACAUAAAACGGAUUGUGUUUUCGUCAAUAUGACUGUCUAUUGACCUAAAUGAGAAUCCAAUGUUGUAAUAGUAUAUAUUUGCCUUAACAAUGUGUAUAGUAUCAUGUAAAGUGAUCAUAAAACCCUGUAGAUAAUAGGAAUGAUUUCAUGAAUUGCUUCAAGAUACAUUACUAGAUAUUGGAACAGAACACUUCACCAAGUAUACGUAAAUGAAUCUUUUAUAUUUACGUGACAUAGCCACUGGCACUGCUGCUGCAAUCCCGUAUUUUUGUAGUGAAAUUUAGACGUAAAAUUGUUUUCUUUCCUUUCUGUGAAUGAUUGUCACAUACCAACACAUUUUUAUCAUGCUGCCAUUUUGUCAUUUAUACAUGUAUAGUAC
Molecule: messenger RNA, 7038 nt
Organism: Branchiostoma belcheri (Belcher's lancelet)
Lineage: Eukaryota; Metazoa; Chordata; Leptocardii; Amphioxiformes; Branchiostomatidae
Product: phthiocerol/phenolphthiocerol synthesis polyketide synthase type I PpsD-like
Exons: 7
Coding region: 6-6566 (2186 amino acids)
Biological process (GO): fatty acid biosynthetic process
Molecular function (GO): fatty acid synthase activity; 3-oxoacyl-[acyl-carrier-protein] synthase activity
Source: RefSeq, a predicted model, not a curated record